This is a messenger RNA of Clonostachys byssicola, 678 nucleotides long. Lineage: Eukaryota; Fungi; Ascomycota; Sordariomycetes; Hypocreales; Bionectriaceae. The record is from the annotation of a GenBank genome assembly.
AUGAAGUUCUUGACACUCAGCAGCACUCUCAUCGCCCUUGUUGCGGCAGCUCCAACAAGCGUCGUUCUUCAAGAAGACAGUCCACUUCUCAAGACGCGACAGAGUAGCACCACCAGGAAUGAGCUUGAGAGCGGUAGCAGCUCAAGCUGCCCAGACGGAAUCCUUAUUUUUGCACGGGGAUCAACAGAGCCCGGCAACAUGGGAGAUGGAGUUGGCCCGUUACUUGCCACCAACGUUGCUAAACAGGUCCCCAGUCUGUGGGUUCAGGGUGUUGGAGGAGCUUAUACCGCCGGCCUAAUUGAAAAUCUGUUGCCGAGGGGCACAAGUGCGGCUGCCAUUGCUGAAGGAGUUCGACUCUUUAACUUGGCAAACAGCAAGUGUCCCAACUCUGCCAUCGUAACUGGUGGCUAUAGCCAAGGCGCCGCUCUUAUUGCUGCGGCCGUGAGCGAUCUGAGCGCCACGGUGCGAGAACAAGUAAAAGGCGCCGUUCUGUUUGGUUACACCAAGAACAAGCAGAAUAAUGGCCAGAUCCCGAACUAUCCUGCAGAUAGAACUGCGAUCUACUGCGCUGAGGGAGACCUUGUGUGCGAAGGCACUCUAACAAUUGCCCCUCCUCACUUUUCAUAUGAUGAUGAGGCGGAGGGGGUUGCCGCCGAUUUCUUGGCUAGUAAAAUCUAG